AUGGCCAUCAAAGGCGCCACCGAGGCCCUCGUCGCCGCCUUCACUUUUGGUCUUGUAUUAUACGCCGCGACGGCGGCCCUCCCUCUCUACGCAAAAGGUCAUGGCACCGCGAUACUCCGGGACGGCCAGAGGCUGGUCCUCGUCGGUUUUCUGUCCACCGCUGCCCUGUGGGCACUCACCAGUUUUAUUUCUAUUCUUCUCCAUGUCGACAACUCGUCCAUGCCUUGCCAGGUCGGCAUAAUAUUCGCUACCGUUUUCGACCAACUCGCCCGAUUCUCCAUUGAACAAUACCUAUACUGGGCGCAAAACAUGGGGGAGAAGGUGUCCGCCGUGCACAUAAUCCCCCAACUCCUAAUUCUCGGCCGACUUGUUGCUGGAGGCGUAUUUGUUGGAUUCACUCGACCUCAAACCGACUCUUUCUGCGUCGCUGCCUCGUCCCAACUUCCCAUCUCGAUUGUCGUCAUCUCCUUGGACGCCGCCAUUCUCCUUUGUCUCAUCACACGCGCCUUGGUCCAGAACACUACUUUUCACACCGAUUCUCAGGCGAUUAGGCGAAAGGCGCUUUUCUGGGUUAUGUUAGGUUUGGCUGUGUGGAUUGCGACCAGCGUAACCCUGCACCUUGGUUUCCGUUAUGUUGCCCUUGUGGCCAGGACUGCUGUGCCUGCCAUCGGCCUAAACGUCCUAAUUAUCAUCCUUACGCUCUGCUCCGGCACCCUCGGGUCGGCCAGCAUAGUGCGCGUCAAGUCCCCCGAAGCGAUGUCGCCUCGUCUUGUCGAAAUCAGCCGCGAUAUCUCCUCAUCCGAAUCCUACUUUCCCGACGGUAAUGCCAACUACCAAGACGUCAAGGACGCAGCCAUCAGGUCCGAGACAACAUUCAUCAAUCCGAGAGAGGCACCAGCGACAAACAACAGCCGACCUACCUAUGGACUCCCGGCGAUUUCGCUGCCCAUUACUGGAGUGGCUGGCAUGGGCGGAGUUCCUAUCCAAGGGCAGCUGUUUCCACCUAUCCGAUCAAAUACCGCCCCUACGCUUCCAAGGACCAGGUCGGUCAAGGCUGCUGUUGGUCUCCAUAAGAAGGGGGCUUCGGCUGGCGGAAAGUUGCAGAUCAGCAAUCCCGUUCUCCAGGACACCGGCAAAAACCCACUUGAUAAGAUUCCUACUGUGGACUUGGAGGACGCCAUGAGGGCAGAGCGGGAGCGAAGAGAGAAAUUGCUCAGGCAAACGAGCCUCGCCAGGAGGGAGAUGACUGCACAGGAUCCUAGAGAGGGCGUAAACAGAGCUCUGAGCGUGAAGCGGAAGGAGGUUGGAUCACCACUUUCGUCCGGCUCUUCCCUCCGUCCGGACAGCAUGGGUACGAGUUCCUCAACACAAUUGUCGCCAGAAACGGGUGGAAUCAGACAAAGGUCACCGCGCCAGUCGCCAGAACUAUCCGUGCUCUCAAGGCAAUCCAUAUUCCGAUCCGUGUCCCCUCCGAAGGAUUUCGAACCACUACCGAAUCUCGAUAUCCGUCCUUCGAGACAAUUGCCUCCCUCUCCUCCCACGCCACCACAGGAGAGGCCCCUGACCGCGCUUCAAAGGCGACCUACUACUGGCUUGCCAUCAAACCCCAGAGCUAGGGCAUUGAAGCUGGAACAAGAUGCACCUGGCCCAGAACGCCAGCAAACUGUUCUUUUCUUCAACAAUGUCAUCUUUGACGACCCGGCCCUCGUACACGAGACCCUGCAGGGCUCUAAUAACAAGAUUGUCGACAAGCCCCAAUCUCCUGGAACGCCCGAAUCGGUUGUACACCGACCUCGACCCAUUCCCAGAAAGGUCGCUGAUCCCAAUCCUUUUGCCAUUCCCGGCUCGGGACACAGGAGAAGCAAAUCUAGUGGUUCACUGGUCAAGAAGUCCAUGACGCGGAGCAUGACGGUCACUGAAAAGAUCGCACUCAUGUACCCUGGUGAGGUGCCAAAUAAGCUGCCAGCAGUUCCCGAAGUUCCUGUUGCCAGGUCCUACCUUCAAUCUCCUUCCUCGGUUGACUCUGAGGAGGUUCAACAGCCCACCCAACCAACAAAAACCACAGUCAAGACUGAGAACGCUCCUACCUUUGUUGAAGAGCCGAGAAAGGCCCCCGAAUACAAGUACGACACGGAUAUGGCGGCGAAGCGGGCAUCAUCCCCGGUCCUUCCUGUCAAUUCGGUACAACGAGAGUCAAUGUAUAGCGAGGGCUCGCAAUCGCCAGAUGAGGCCGAUACAACCUGGAACUCGGUCCGCUCUACGCAGGUCAGUGUCGGACUUGCUGUGGCCCGACCUCUUCCUCGGCCAGUGGUAAAGACCGUACGUGAGGAUAUCGACACAAAGACUCACCUUGACGUCGCCCCGGCCAGUCAACAACCUGCAAAGGAAACGAAGCGCCCCGAGUUCAAUACUGCGGUCGAUAACAAGCCUGCGCCCAAGCCAACUUCACCAGUACAAGCUCGCCGGAUUGAAACACGGUCAUGGUACAGGCCGAGCUCCCCGCUCGAGUCUCCAGAACAUGCACUGCGCCAGAUCCAGGAGCAGCUCAAGAAGUUCGAAGAGCCGGUAACUAAGGCUUGCCCAAAGGAUCACACUGAGCGCCUCGCCCUGCUUGAGGACUUGGAGAAGGAGAUGGGUGUUCACGAGAACCACUGGCAGGAAAUGAAGCAUGACAUGGGUCGUGAUUCGUUGUGCAGCAUGCAGACCAACUCUCCGGCAAACAGGAACUCACGAUGUGAUUCUACCGUUGGCAGCAUUGUGAUCGGUCACGGUCCAGCUGUUGGUGCCAUGGCCGCCGAGCGCCGAGCUUCUCGCCAGAACAUGUUGCGCAACAGCGGCAGCCACAAUCCCAGCAGGCUCUCGAGGGAUGCUGUCAAGUCACACAUGAGCAUCUGGCAGAAGCGUCUGACCGAGGCACAUAUCGACUACAUGGAGACAGCAGCGGAAAGACUCCGUCAUCCCAGCGCCAAUUACUUGCCUAUGCCAAUGCCUAAUGUCCAGCUUGGUAGCCCUACGCCUCCUGACUCUGAUGCUUCUGGUGAUGAUGAUUCAGUGCUGUCCGCCCAGCUGGAUGCUGUGUCGAACUGGUUGUCCAAAAAGGCCGUCAAGACCGUGUCUCUGUGGGCUCCGGUCCCGGAGCAGACUAUUGUCGCCGCAACCCUUUUGUGGACGCCUGUUCCCAAGGCUUCACCUACAUCCAUGAUCGCGACACCAGAGGCUGAGACUUUCGUUCGUCCCUUGGCCCGUAAGGAACUGCCUCCUCUUGAGAUCACCAGCACGCAGUUGUGGUCCAAGCCUACAGUGAAUGUGAAGCAGACCCCUACGCUCUGGACGCCUCCUGCGUCUGUGAAGGUUGCGCAGACCAAUGCACUGUGGGUGCAUGUUCCAAAGACUGCAAGUGAAUGUCCUACGCCUCUCCCCGAGGCCGAUGCAUUUGUUCGUGCCGCCACGAGAAAGGUUCUGGCUCCUCUUGAGAUCACCAGCACUCACCUGUGGAAGAAGGCUGAACCGGAAAAGAAGCCUUCACUUUGGACACCGCCGCCCAAGGUUUCCGCCGUCACGACGAACCGUCUGUGGUCACCGCUUCCCAAGGUUCUCGAGGCCCUUUCACUCGUAGCUGAUUUCCCAGAAAUAUUUACCCGUCCUGCGGCUAGAAAAGAGCUCGCUCCCCUCCAAAUCUUCUCCAAGCAUCUCUGGCGCAAACCAUACACCAGCACCAAGGACACUACCGGACUUUGGCGACCUUCCUGGGCCUCCGUCGCCCCUCCUGCUGAUUUCAAGCGUCUCUCUUUGCAAGAAAUUCCCCAGCCCAAACGUCAAAAGGCGCCCCGACCGGUAACGCAACGUCCUCCUCGUCGCAACAAGCGUGUCAGCGCUCUCCCCGACAUCCUCGAGAACCCCCAGCCUCUUCCCGACAAGCGCGGCACCCUUGGUAUCUUCCAAUUCCCCUGGGGCGAGAAGUCCGACACUGCAACCAUGCCUCUCCCGCGUCCCUUCGGUCGCUCCAUGCCCGGCACCAUGAGCUCCGGCGUUCCCCUCCGGGCGUCGUACACUCCCGACUACUCCGGAACCUCCUUUUUCGACGACUAUGACGAUGAAGAUCCCGAGUCUGACUACGAGCGCGAGGAAAGCGAUGAUGAAGACGAAUUCGACGAGACGACUCUCUGGGAAAUUGCCAGCCUUCUCAAUUCGGAUGCUGUCCCCUCGAGGAACAGCCUCUUCCUUUCGGCAACUCCUGCUUACAGCGUCGAUGAGUACUACGGCGGCGGUGGCGGCGGCAGCAACCAUCAAGAACAAUCCGCAUCUGCGUCCGCCACCGACAUUGACGACGACGACGAUAAUGAUGAUGAUGAUACUUCCAGUGAGCAUGAAAUCCUGAUCGGCCUUGGCGAGGAUCCCCAUGAUGGCGAAGAACAUGUUGCUGAACAAUAUGACCACCAAGGAUUUUUGGUGCAGGACACUGCCGGCUCCACCCCUUCAACCCUGGACCAGGGAGCCCAGGCCGUCGUCGCCACCCGGGCGGCAUUAGCCGAUAACUCGGCAUCCGCACCGGCUCCGCCCCGAGUGGAGACCAGCGAAAACCAAGCCGUGGAGACGCGCCUGCAAAUCUCGACCGGCCUAUGGAGCCGCGCUGAAUCACCCGAGAAUAAGACUUUGUCUUUACCUCGCGCGGCCGAAACGACAAAAGGUCUCUUUGUCCUGGGCUGCCGUGAGUCGACGUUGUCCGACAACCGCACCACCGAGCAGCAGCCGGCCGCCGUCAACAUGCACCGCAAACCCCGGGCCACGGCUGCCGACUCAUGGAGGCCAUUGGAUAAGCUCAUGUCCAACAGCCUCUGGACGCCCGAAGAGGCUGCUGCCAAGGGCGUUAGCAGGCAGGUGUUCCAGCACUGGCUCACUCUUGGCCUAGCCGCUAAGGCUGAGACCGAUAAGGCUUCUGCUUCUGCUUCAGCUGUUCGCCUGUCUCGUCCUCAGGCUACCCCCGCGGAGUGGGACGCCGCUCUCAAGGAGGCUCUGAUUGCCAGCGGUUAUCCCCUCAACAUCAAGUGCCGCACUGAGACCGGCCGCAUCACCGCCACCUCUGCCGACUGGGCUGCUGCCCUUGAGGAGGCCAUCCAGGCUUCCAUCAUCAAGGCCAUUGUCCCGGCCUUCAACUCGGCCAUCCGUCACCCCGUCUUCGCCGGUUCAUCCCUCAUCACCACCUCUGAGUGGUUCCACCCUGCCGCCACAGGCUACACCUACGACGUCGCCUGCGUUCACCCCAUCUUCUUCGGCUCUCUGGCCAUCACCUGCCCCGAGGAGUCCGUCCACCCCGCCAUGUCGGCCUACGCUCACAAGAAGCUUCGUCGUCAUCGGCGUUCGGGAUCGUCUGCUUCCAAGUCUCACUUCCGCUCUGCUAGCACCUCCUCCACCGCCUCGCGCAAGCACAGCCGCAGUCACUCCAGCAGCAGCGGCAAGAAGCGUCGUGAGUCCAUCAUUGCUCAGAUCCACGCCAUCGAGGCGGAGAUGGGUCUCAUCCCCGAGGAUUCUGUCGUCGUGCCUGAGGUCCCCUCGCUCGAUGAGAUCGAGGCCUCUCGCAAGGCCAAGAUCCAAGCCCAGAUCGAGGCUCUCGAGCAAGAAAAGUCGUUCGCUGCCCAGAUGGCCCGCGAGAGCUUCGUGACUAGGCGUCGCGCCAGCUCCAGCGUGUCUCGCGCCACCACCGCCAGCGGCACCACCAACUCGGAAAGCGACGGUCCCGCAUCCAUGGACUCUUUUCCCCUGAGCCUGAGCAGCCAACGUCCCUCCACAGCCACUAGCGUUGACUUGGAGCAUGAUGUUGAUCUUGAUCAGGAGGAUAAGUCCAUCGACAUUCCCGAGGUCCCUGAGAUCCCUGAGCUCACCGUCUCCUCUCCCGAACCCACCAACAACGGCCUCUGGACCGCCCCCUCCCCCCUUCCCCAGCCCAUUCCCAGUCCCGUUCCCACGCUGUGGACACCUCCCGCCUCUCCCGCUUCUUCCUUCGAGUCUUACGAGGAAGCCCUCCCCUCUCCUAAGUUCCUCUGGCAACCUAAGCCCGGCAAACCCGAGAUCAUCGCCAAGACUGAUGAAGAUCGCGAGGCGCACGAGCGCAGGGCUUUGGGCCGCAAGGGUCUGUUGAUGAAGCAGCGCAAGGCGGAGAUCCUUGAACAAAUCAAGGCGCUUGAGAGCGGUGAUAUUGAGGGUGUGAAGGAGAAGUUCAAGAAGCAGGGACUUUGGACGAAGAAGUCUGAGGUGGUCAAGACCGAGAAGGACUGGUCCGUCACGCACUCAAGUGGUGAGCUUUCACCUUAG
Sordaria macrospora k-hell is the source of this 6309-nucleotide messenger RNA. The record is from RefSeq and is a predicted model, not a curated record. NCBI's taxonomy places the organism in Eukaryota, Fungi, Ascomycota, Sordariomycetes, Sordariales, Sordariaceae.